Brassica rapa (field mustard) is the source of this 1622-nucleotide messenger RNA. RefSeq names its product protein phosphatase 2C 3. The record is from RefSeq and is a predicted model, not a curated record. Gene Ontology annotation, biological process: protein dephosphorylation. NCBI's taxonomy places the organism in Eukaryota, Viridiplantae, Streptophyta, Magnoliopsida, Brassicales, Brassicaceae. Gene Ontology annotation, molecular function: cation binding; protein serine/threonine phosphatase activity.
AUGUCUGAUAUUUGUUACGAGGACGACGCGUUGGCUUGUGAAACGAGGCCGUCGUGGAAGAGCCGGAGACGAAGGAUCGGUGUUCAGAGAUGCAGGAUGUCUCCGUCAGAGAUGAAUAAGACGGUGGCGGCUGAAGAUACAGAGGGGAUCUAUAAGCGUAAUAAGCAAGAUGAGUACGAUUUUAUGAACUGUGCAUCGCCUCCUCGGAGCUCACCUGAAGGUUGUUCAGAAGGAGACGAGAGUUUAUUACUUGAUGGGGAGAUUAGGAGAGAUGAAAACAAUAUCUCCGGCGAAAAUUCAUCGGUUAUUGGAGUUGUUCCGUCUAAGAGAACGGUGAGAGAGACGGAUGCGAGGCCUAGAUACGGCGUCGCAUCAGUGUGCGGUAGAAGAAGAGAUAUGGAGGAUGCGGUUGCGAUUCAUCCUUCUUUUGUUCGGAAGCAAACGGAGUUUUCUCGAGCAAGAUGGCACUAUUUUGGAGUUUACGACGGUCACGGCUGUUCUCAUGUUGCUUCGAGAUGUAAAGAAAGACUUCACGAGCUAGUGCAAGAGGAAGCGCUCUCGGACAAGAACGAAGAGUGGAAGAAGAUGAUGGAGCGUAGCUUCACGCGCAUGGACAAGGAAGCUGUUCGUUGGGAGGAAACCGUGAUGAGCGCUAACUGCAAGUGCGAGCUUCAAACACCAAACUGCGACGCUGUCGGAUCCACCGCUGUUGUUUCCGUCAUUACCCCGGGGAAGAUUAUUGUAGCGAACUGUGGUGAUUCUAGAGCAGUUCUUUGUCGGAAUGGAAAACCAGUUCCUCUAUCUACAGAUCACAAGCCGGAUCGUCCAGACGAGCUGGACCGGAUCCAAGAAGCAGGGGGGCGAGUGAUAUACUGGGAUGGUCCAAGAGUCUUGGGCGUUUUAGCCACGUCACGAGCCAUCGGAGACAACUACUUGAAACCGUACGUGAGCUCGGAGCCGGAAGUUACGGUGACUGAUCGUACCGAAGAAGACGAGUUUAUGAUUCUUGCUAGCGAUGGGCUAUGGGACGUAGUAACGAACGAGGCAGCGUGUGCGACGGUGCAAAUGUAUCUUAACAAAAAAGGUGGACGUGGAGAAGGAAGGCGGAGAGAAGCUACGGAGGGUGAAGAAAGGAAAGAUGAGGAGGUGGUGGGGUCAAGGAAGAACGGGAAGAGAGGAGAGAUCACGGACAGAGCAUGUACGGAGGCGUCAGUGUUGCUGACGAAGCUGGCCUUAGCGAAGCAUAGUAGCGAUAACGUAAGCGUUGUUGUUAUUGACCUCAGCAGAAGAAGAAAAAGACACGUUGCUUGACACGAAUCUCAUCACUCCACCGUCUUUUCUUCUUUAAAUAUGAUUCUUUUGUUUUUGGAGGUUUCAUUUUGGGACGAAGGCAUCUCAGAUCAGAUCUUCUCCCAACCCAAAAAGAGAGAAUGCAUUAGUUGGAAAAACAAAAACUCGGUUAAUCAAGAACGGUUAAACCGGGUGGUAUGGUUUGUUCUGAACCAUCUUUUUGUUGCCUUUUUUCGUUUUGUGUAAUAGACGAACAAAAAAGGAAGACGGGAUGUGUCACCUGUCUUGGUGGAAUCAGUUCAAAAUUGAAUAAAUAAAAAAGCAUGUACAUA